Molecule: messenger RNA, 393 nt
Organism: Capronia coronata CBS 617.96
Lineage: Eukaryota; Fungi; Ascomycota; Eurotiomycetes; Chaetothyriales; Herpotrichiellaceae
Exons: 2
Coding region: 1-393 (130 amino acids)
Source: RefSeq, a predicted model, not a curated record
AUGCCUCUCGUCAAAAUCGACAUGAUCAAAGGCGUUCGCAGCCCUGCCGAAGUGCGAAAGGUUGCAGAUGUGGUUCAAGAUGUCAUGCUCAGCACCUUCAACGCUCCUCCGCGCGACCGUUACCAGAUAGUCACGCAACAUGAGCCGUACGAGAUCAUUUGCGAAGACACCAACCUGGGCUUAACGCGGUCGGAGCAAUUGAUCGUGAUUCAAAUCUUCCAGCAGGGUCGGUCGACCGAGGUCAAGCAAGCAACGUACAAGGAGCUUGCGAGGAAAUUGGAGGAAGAAUGCGGCGUCAAGGGAAACGACCUGAUCAUCAGUGUGGCGCAGAACACCAAGGAGGAUUGGAGCUUUGGGAUGGGAAGGGCACAAUUCUUGACCGGAGAGUUGUAG